AAUAAUGCAAACAAAGUGGAGUGGAGGAGCAGUGCACGUAGAUAUCUUUGAAAUAGAAAACGAUACACACUUGCAUAAUAAUACUAUCUUUGACUUUAGCUUAGCUUUUCAUAGUUGGUAUGCUAUAUAUUUUUGUGAAGGAAAUAAAAAAUAUCAGAGAAAGAAACUUAAUCAGUGUUGUGUUUUGUUAGUGUUAAUCAAUCAUAUUGAUAUUGGAAGAAGAAGAAAAAGAAGAUGGAGAGCACGCUUAAGUCGUUGAGAGAUGGAGAAUCUGUGCUGGACCUCAGCCCAAGAUCCACCGUCAGUGGCGGUGUUGAGGAUGUCUACGGUGAAGAUCGUGCCACCGAGGAUCAACUCGUCACCCCUUGGACUUUCUCAGUUGCCAGCGGGUACUCUUUGCUAAGGGAUCCACAGUACAACAAAGGACUUGCUUUCACUGAGAAAGAGAGAGAUGCACACUAUUUGCGUGGUCUCUUACCUCCCUCUUGUAGCACCCAGCAACUUCAGGAGAAGAAACUUAUGAACAAUAUCCGCCAAUAUGAAGUUCCCUUACAAAAGUACAUGGCCAUGAUGGACCUUCAGGAGAGGAAUGAAAGACUGUUUUACAAACUUCUUAUUGACAAUGUUGAGGAAUUGCUCCCAAUUGUAUAUACUCCAGUUGUUGGCGAGGCUUGCCAGAAAUAUGGCAGCAUAUUCAAGCGUCCACAAGGUCUAUACAUCAGUUUGAAAGAGAAGGGGAAAAUUCUAGAGGUUUUGAAAAACUGGCCUGAGAGGAGUAUUCAAGUUAUUGUUGUAACUGAUGGUGAGAGGAUUUUGGGACUUGGAGAUCUUGGAUGCCAGGGUAUGGGAAUUCCUGUUGGUAAAUUGGCUUUGUACACGGCACUAGGAGGAGUUCGUCCUUCAGCGUGUUUACCAGUUACAAUUGAUGUGGGGACAAAUAAUGAACAAUUACUGAAUGAUGAGUUUUACAUUGGCCUCAGACAAAAGAGGGCAACUGGGAAGGAAUAUUAUGAUCUUCUGCAUGAGUUCAUGGCUGCAGUGAAGCAAAACUACGGAGAAAAAGUUCUUGUGCAGUUUGAAGACUUUGCAAAUCACAACGCUUUCGAAUUGCUUGCAAAAUAUGGUACAACUAAUCUUGUUUUCAAUGACGAUAUACAGGGGACUGCCUCUGUUGUUCUAGCUGGAGUUGUAGCAGCCCUGAAGCUCAUUGGUGGUACCCUAGCUGAGCAUACAUUCCUCUUCCUUGGUGCUGGAGAAGCAGGAACUGGUAUAGCAGAGCUAAUUGCUCUUGAGAUGUCGAAGCAGACUAAGACACCUAUAGAAGAGACUCGCAAGAAGAUAUGGCUUGUAGACUCAAAGGGUUUAAUUGUUAGUUCACGCGCAAAUUCACUGCAACACUUCAAGAAGCCUUGGGCUCAUGAACAUGAGCCUGUCGGCACUCUCAUAGAUGCCGUUAAGGUAAUCAAGCCUACAGUUCUCAUUGGAUCAUCAGGAGUAGGGAAAACAUUUACAAAGGAAGUAAUUGAGGCUAUGACAUCAAACAAUGAAAAACCUCUCAUUUUGGCUCUUUCCAAUCCAACCUCACAGUCUGAGUGUACAGCUGAAGAGGCAUACACAUGGAGUGAGGGUCGUGCCAUUUUUGCUAGUGGGAGUCCAUUUGAUCCUGUUGAAUACAAUGGCAAAGUUUAUUAUUCUGGCCAGUCAAACAAUGCUUACAUUUUCCCAGGCUUUGGUUUGGGUUUAGUAAUGUCCGGAGCAAUCCGAGUACAUGAUGAUAUGCUUCUAGCCGCCUCGGAAUCCUUGGCCAAGCAAGUGACAGAGAAGGACUACGCAAAGGGUUUGACUUACCCACCUUUCUCUGAUAUCAGAAAAAUUUCAGCCAACAUAGCUGCAAAUGUUGCUGCAAAGGCAUAUGAACUAGGCUUGGCUACACAUCUUCCUCGUCCUGAGAAUCUUGUCAAGUAUGCUGAGAGUUGCAUGUAUACCCCUCUAUACCGCAACUAUAGGUGAAUAGGAGCAAUUUACAAUGGACUAGGCUUUUGAAUAUAAUAAGGAUGUUUUUUGUGUAUGGUGUCCUUUAAUGCUUGUGCAAGAAUAAACGAUUUUAUGUUUUUGCUUGAACCAAUGUUUUUUCCAAUAUGAUAUAUUCUUAUUUCAUCUCAAGUCAUGCUAAUGGCAAUGUUUGUUCGUUGACGACAAGAAUACGAGUUGCUUAAAGAAAUGAUUUGAGAAAACAUUACCAUUAUAGCUAC
Messenger RNA from Cicer arietinum (chickpea), 2252 nucleotides. Its product is annotated as NADP-dependent malic enzyme. Gene Ontology annotation, cellular component: chloroplast. Gene Ontology annotation, biological process: pyruvate metabolic process; malate metabolic process. The record is from RefSeq and is a predicted model, not a curated record. Gene Ontology annotation, molecular function: malate dehydrogenase (decarboxylating) (NADP+) activity; NAD binding. NCBI's taxonomy places the organism in Eukaryota, Viridiplantae, Streptophyta, Magnoliopsida, Fabales, Fabaceae.